AUGUUGCACCGAGAUGCACCGUUCGGGCUCGCGAGUUAUCGGGGGCUUGCAGAGCCUUUUCGGGACCCUCAGCCACGAAAAUAUACAGCCUCAAGUUUAACAUCUACGUCUCGCCACCUCAAAGCACCAAGCUCGGGACAACAAGUCCAUGCGGUUGGGCCGCUUCCCGAGGACGUAAUGGUUAUGGUCAUUGCCUAUUUGGGAGUCGCGGAUAUUCUAGUCAUCCGUCGCUUGUUACCCAUCGAGUGUAACAAAUGGCUCAAGUACCUCACCGAAGAUCGAACUAUUUGGUUAAACUUUAUUUUACAACCGACGUACCCGGUGUCCGAGCGUGUUUCUCAGGCAGCUGGGACCAUGUCUGCUCAAGAGCUCGAAAACGAGGUUCGCAAGCAAUUUGAACUAUCCCGUCGUUGGUCUCCCAAAGCACAACCCGACGUUCCUAUCAGGCCCCGAACAUCCCGUCGCCUCGCCAUGCCAAACAACGAGUUUCUGACGGCCAUGGCUUCGAUGGACUCGUGGGUUGCGGUUGCCUCUGACUUGGGAGGCGUAUACGUAUGCGCGCCUUUUGGAGAAAAUUACAAACAUGGUCUCAAGUGGAUCAGGGUUCUGUCAUUGACGGUGCAGAUCGCCAAGUUAGGACGGCGCGCCGAGGUUUGUUUCUUGGUCAUCCUCCCGGUGGCCUAUUCUAAUUUUGUUCAAGCUAUCGAUGCGGGGUCGUCAGCGUUGGCGGAAGAUCUGCUCCAAGCUCAGUCACGCACGCAAGGGGGUCUUUUAUUGGAUAGUUCGGAUUUUAUCCAUUCAAUUGCUUUGGAUCUACGUAAUCCUGCCUCAGAAGUGAUGGGUAUUGCUAUUGGCGAGCGCUAUUGUGCCGUAGUUGAUGCUGCGCAUAUAUUUCAAGUUUUUAUGCACCGGCCGCAAGGGAAUGAAGCGCCGGCUCGUUCAGAAUUUCAGGGGCCACAUCGCUCAUCCAGAAGGACAAUAACGCUUCAAUUUCUGCCAUGCGAUCAGCUUUUGAUUUACUCUGACAGUUUUAUUGCCAUUCAUAAACCUGUAGCACCUUCGACCACUGUAAUGGAGCGUAAAUACUGGACACACUUGCCUACCGAAACCUUUUUUGGUCUUUUGAAUCAAUUUCGGUCGUCCAGUAUAACGAAUUCGGGUCAUAUGCGCGUGCCGAUUCUGGCGUUUAGCAAUAGUGGUGAAGAGAUAACCCAUUACGAUCUUCGCGUCCCUUAUUUGGAAGCAGAAGGCUCUGAGCCCGGCAGCUAUGGUCUAACGCAUCGCCGUUCCUUCUUUUAUCUGCUCUCACCCGCAUUAGGAGCAUUCUCAAUGGGUACCGUCAAUGGGGGUUGCUAUCGUUCCGUCUGGAUCACCACAGGAAGUAGUUUCCAACCAUUGGGGAUCGCGCUUGGGCGAAGGUUUGCGAAUAGCUACGACCCAUCGAUGUCACACCAGGCGCCUCUUGACAGGGCCUUGCUCGAUCUAGGGGAUUACGGAGAUUUGGCCAUGAUUCAAGGCCGUCCUGGACCGCUGUUUGCAUUUCAUGAAGGAGAGGGGAUGUUAUUGGGUGGCACACGGGGAGGGUCGGAUUUAGUCAUGCUUGAAUAUUAA
Molecule: messenger RNA, 1611 nt
Organism: Rhizoctonia solani
Lineage: Eukaryota; Fungi; Basidiomycota; Agaricomycetes; Cantharellales; Ceratobasidiaceae
Exons: 4
Coding region: 1-1611 (536 amino acids)
Source: RefSeq, a predicted model, not a curated record